Molecule: messenger RNA, 2921 nt
Organism: Phyllopteryx taeniolatus (common seadragon)
Lineage: Eukaryota; Metazoa; Chordata; Actinopteri; Syngnathiformes; Syngnathidae
Product: protein FAM83F-like
Exons: 9
Coding region: 1173-2693 (506 amino acids)
Source: RefSeq, a predicted model, not a curated record
UGGCUUGACCGCAGUGAAUUUACUUACGUCAACUGGCUUUCCCAAAACAGCCGCACCAAAUGAGCACAGCUUUUUCAGAAACUCCUCGGAGAAUGAGCUUGCUGGUAAAUUGCUCUGCAAGUCAACAAAUGGCAUAUUUUUUUCCGUGUGCGGGAAGCGACGGGUAGUAGACGUCCUCUCCUCUUCAGUACAAGCGUUCUUAUUGGCAGUGUGGCAAUAGCCACGUAGCAUUAUGUAACAUAGUGAAUGAUACGUCGACCUCGCCUCCAUAUUGGAUGUGGCAACGUGGAGCGAUCGAUAAGUGCCUCAAUUAUUUGCUGCUUGGAGAUGUGCCAAACCUUAUGUGAUGACCUUUCACAGCGUUAGGCGAACAGCUCGGGAGCGACGCCAGAACACACCCAAUACAGCCAUCAAGUCACAAGUCAACAUACGACAUGUCAUGAGCGGGAGAGGGCACCGUUCUUUCGGUAAGUUGCAGUAACACUGUGGCAAACGUGUAUGCUCAGGUAACCAAGAUUGCUAUUGGAUGCCCGGAUGCUACUUAUUCUGUCGCCCCCUUAUCAGGUCAGGGAACUGGAAUGUUCUUGUCCGUGUUUGAAACACCAUGUAGUUUAAUUGAACUUGAACUAAGUUACAUCUCGUAUUUGUUGAUAAUGUAACCCUAGUCUUUGCCGCUGCUCUUGCACGCUUUGUUGUCCUGUAUCUACCAUAAAGUGUCCUGAGCUUGCCCCGCAGUACCUCUCUCUUCGCAGUGAUCGGCACCUCCUCGGCCUUCAUUACCGCCUGCAUUAAAGCCUGCCAGAUGGCCGAAAUCCUCACUCCUGCGGUACAACAGCUCUCCACUUGCACUACUCCCUCCGUGUUCCCUGCUGCGCUGAUCUCCUCCGCCACGCCGCCCAGCCAUCCACCCGCUCACGCCACCGCCUGCUGCACGUUCCCCGUCUCGACGACCUGCCAAUACGCCCCGAGGAUCCGUCCUUAAUAUCCGCUCCGAUGAACCUUUCACCGCAACCCUUUCAGCCUCCGCUUGCUGCUUGGUCCCGUUAACAUCAGAUCAUGACAUCAAGCAUAAUAAUAAUAUAAGUCUGAUCAAGCCAGUUUGCUACUGAGACCAACAAAAGGAGGACUUGCAUUGGAUAAGCCAGGCAGGCCAAACAGGACGGACACCAGCCAUGGCCGAAUCCCAAAUCCUGUGCAUGGAGGACGGCCACAUCGGCGUCCAAGUGCCGGAGACCCGGCCGGAGUUCUACUACAGCGAGGAGCAGCGCGCCGCCGUCGAGGAGCUCCUCAAGAACGGCGACGGCGCCUUCAAAAUGCGACUCAAGAACGACAACAUGAAAGACUUUUUAUCCGCUCGAGAGGUUAAAAUGGUGAACAACAACUUUAAACUCUACGAGGAAGCCGCAGACGGUAACAGGGAGGCGGUGUCGUCUCCGUCGUCGGACUCGGGAGUUCACUCCACCUACUGGCCGCAGAUGUCCGACACCGAGGUGCCGGCGCUGGACAUUGGCUGGCCCAGCUGGGGCUUCUUCAAGGGGGUGACCCGUGUGGCGGUCCACACGCACCCGCCCAAGGACAACGGGCCCCAUAUCAAGGAGGUGGUGCGCAGGCUCAUCCAGGGGUCCAGCAAGGUGAUCGCCAUCGUGAUGGACCUGCUGACGGACCUCCAGAUCCUGCAGGACCUGAUGGACGCCGCCUGGCGCCGCUCGGUGCCCAUCUACAUCCUGCUGGACAACAAUGGCGUGCCACACUUCCUGGACAUGUGCUCUCGGCUGCAGAUUGGCGCACAGCACCUGCGGAACAUUCGUGCCCGAACACUCAGGGGGGUGGGCUUCAACUUGUCAUUUGGCAGACUUCCUGGCUCCAUGUGCUCCAAGUACAUGCUGGUGGAUGGAGACAAGGUGGUCUUUGGAUCUUACAGUUUCUCGUGGUGCACGUCGCGCAUGGACCGCAACACCAUCACGGUGAUGACGGGCCAGGUGGUGGAGUUCUUCGACCAGGACUUCCGCGAGCUCUACGCCGUGUCGGAGAAGCUGGACCUCUUCCGCGAGUUCCACGUGAGCCCGCCGGCCAUCAAGAGCGCCACCGUGCCCUCCAAGGUGGGCCCCAAACGCCCUCCGCUGCCCGCCACCACGUCCCGCUUCCAAGUCACCCUCGGAGACGCCCGCAAAGCCGACAUCGAGGUCCCCGCUCACAAGUACUACAACCCCAAGUACUUCCUCUUGUUCCCGGAUAUCCCGCACCCGGCCAGGUCCCUGCAAGGGCCCACUAGACCAUCUGAGCUCUUGCGGCUUACCGAGCCCAUGGACCAGGUCACCAGCAGCGAGAAGCUGGACCGCCUCAGCCCGCUGGCCUCGGAAACCCCUGUGGAAUUCCUCAAGAAACCCGACGCCGUUCCGCAGGAGAAGAAGAGACUGACGCUGAGACAGAAGAUCUCCAGGAGGCUGUCGUCCAGCAAGCUGUCCAUCAACAGCGGGAGGUCCAGCCCUGUCCCCGCAGAGUCCACAGAACACCUCGGGAGCCGGGACCACCUGGAGGUCAGCGUCAAGUCGCCCCCCAACAAGCUCAAGCUCCUCAAGAGGCCGUCCACGCUCGGGCCCCGGACGGACUUGGCGCAGACGGUCGACACCACGCAAGACGCCAUAAGCUUGAAGAGUCACCAUCGAUCCAAACAAGUCUGCAAAGUGUCCUGAGGUCUCGUUUUGGACCAAGAUUUUAUUUUAAAUAUCUAUUUUAAACGGUUUACAAGCACUAAAUUCACUUUUGUUGGCGUGUAACGUGUUGAAGCAAAGACUCAGACAUCUUGCUGCUCACAGGAAGUCGCUUGCUAGCUGAACAGAUGAUCAAUCAAAGUGGGUAUUAAGACAAAAAGACCAGUGCCUUCAUUCUUGUAGAAAAAUAAAAUGACUUUGAUUAUUUCA